AAUUGUACAAUUGUCCUCCAGGUUUCGCGGGAAAAUCGACUUCGUUUCGUUUUCAUCCCGUGGUUGUAGGCAUACGAUAAUCAACCAAUAUUGAGAAAAAUUAAAGUGCUGUGGUGUAACAUUAAAGUGUAAUAGAUUAAAUUGCGGUGGCCUCUGUGAAUUCCAUUACAGUUGUUGGUGUGAUAUAAACCGCAGAACCUCAAUGGAUUUCGUUAGAGAAAUUGUUUAUUGGCAUGAGCCCAUGAAGUCGGGUAUUGUUGCAGCCGUUGGGCUGACAUUACUCUUAAGUCUGUCAUCCAUGUCCCUGGUCUCUUUUAUCGCCUACAUCGGAAUUGCGAUAAUGUGCUGCACGACGGCUUGCAAGCUUUAUGGUUUUAUUACGCGUCAAUUCAAAUCAAAUCAGGAUUCACCGAAAAACCCAUUUGAAUUUUGGCUUGAAUUGGAGAUGACUUUACCUGGAGAAAAAAUUGGCGAGCGUGUCGCAGCCUUGUGUGAAAAAUUGUCCGAAAAGUUGAAUUAUUUACGUCGCGUAUUGUGGUUGGAAGAUUACUUUGAGACUGUAAAGUUGGUUGUGUGUUUAUACCUACUUUCCGUAGUAGGUGCUUGGUUUAAUUUGCUUACCCUGAUAACUAUAGGUAAGUCUAGUGUUAUUUCGUGUGUGAAUUCAACCACCGCUUCAUAUGUAUAUAUAUUUAUAUAUAUAUAUAUAUGUAGGAAUGCCAUGAUGGAUGAUGAUUAGUUUGAAUAUACGAUUGAUGAAGUAAUUAGUGAGUGCUAAUAUGGGUAAAGUUUUCCGUUGAUUGUUGUUACAUGAUCUGCCUUAAUGGAUCAAUGUCCAGGCGUCUGACAUGGUUUCCAUUAACCAAAACGCCAUUCUUGUCAUGCAUUCGAAUCCAGGGAAUCAUGUUCACCAUAGGUUUCGAGUAAGGUUUUUCUCCACGUAGUCACCAUGUCAAUCGGUCUGUUCAUAAUUUCAUGAAAUCCGCCCUUUCACUUUCUUGAGAACAAACUUCACCGAGUGCAGUGCAAUGUAGUACAGUAACUAACUUAAGCGUUAUUCAGAAGGUAAGUUAUGAGAGAAACGAAGAGCGUGGAGGAAUAGAGACACUUCAAUAUCCCUCAAAGAAGAAGCCGACAACUUUAUCGUCGACAUUACAAAAUGUUUUGCUCAGUUUAGUUUAAAAUACAACAUUCACUACUAUUCAUCAGUAGGUAAACCUCAGUCAUUGCGGUUUCUUAACAUUUUUGAUCUGCUUUACUUCUGGCCAUCAGUUAGUUAGUUAGUCAGUUUCACAGAGAACUGCUGACUGACUGCAUAAGUAUCAAUCACUUUAUCGCUUGAUACCGGACUUUAUUUUAGUAUGUUUGUUUUACAAUUAGUUAUAGUGAUUCUCGUAAUGAUAUUAUGCUGUAGACUAUGUGGUAGUUGCCUCAGUAUUCUAUAGAGUAACUUCGUGGUAAUGUUUCUGUAAUGAUAAUUUUGUUUUUCAGCAUUUGUUCUCGGGAUGACUUGUCCUAAAAUAUAUUUAUUAUGCAAGCCCCAGUUUGAUGCGGCAUUCCAAACAACUAAGGAGAAAAUCUUCAGUAUGCUUAAAUUCGCUGAAGCGAAAGUAUCAGGGCUUCGUGGGAAGCCUUCUACAGAAUAAUUUUGUAAAAGUGACAAGUCAUCAAGCCCAACUCAUCCAAAGAUACAUCACAUUCUAUGUACUAUUUCAUUCCUUCGAUGUCUUCCUGUUCAUCAUUCGAAACCGUCGAGCACUCAUCAGAUCAGAUAGACAGUGUUGACGUUAGAAUGGCCGUUUAUCAACGGAUGUUUCAUGACACUUCCGCUUCUUUGUCUUCGCCCUUUUCUUCUUCUUCUUCUUCACAUGUAUCCCAGUCUGAUGAGAGAUAUAUGUAUAAUUGUGUGUCAAUAAAGCGAUUGCAAUUGCCAUGGAA
Trichobilharzia regenti is the source of this 1938-nucleotide messenger RNA. NCBI's taxonomy places the organism in Eukaryota, Metazoa, Platyhelminthes, Trematoda, Strigeidida, Schistosomatidae. The record is from the annotation of a GenBank genome assembly.